UGAUACCUUGUCAAGUGGUUUCUGAGGUUUGUAGUAUUUCUACAAUAACUGACCUCCGCUUGGCAGAUAUUGCAAACCACUUUGGUUUUAUCCAGCUCUUUGUCCUGUGUUGUUUUAAAUCCGAAAUGCUUCCAGACGUCAGACUUAAGUUGGGACGGCUUGCUGAGCGGAGUUUUUCCUGCGUCGGCCAUUGUGUGUCUGCACGCUUGUGAACGUCAACCGGACGUAAACGUGUCUCUGCGUCAUCGCGCACAAGACUGGGGUUCAUGGGAAAAAAUCGAUCUCAUGCCCUAUGGAUCAAUAUUGCAAAAUUUAAAUGAAAUCGAUCCUAAAUCGUUUGAAUCGAUUUUUUUACCCAGCCCUAGAGGUUAUGGUGUUUCAUUCUCUUCUCUCUAUGACACUUGUAUCUUGUUGCAUUGCUGAUCCUCUAUGGUACACAAAUACAGUAUAGCCUAGUAUAAUCACAUAUCGGAACAACGGGACGUCGGACUAAUGAGAGGUUGGAACAAUGAGAGGUCGGAACAAUGACAGGUCGGAACAAUGCUACGGCACCAUUUGAAACGUGAUAUCUAUUAUCCAAAGAAGUGGAAUCUAGGCACACCUCCACCUUGGUGGGGGGGUGGCAUUUGGCUGAAGUUGGCUGGCUUCCGGAAAUUUGAAGUGGCUGCAUCUGUAUAUAAAGGCAGCUGACUUGUGGUAAGUACAACAGAAUUCAGCAGAUCGGUUGACUUCUUACUGGCCAACAUUCAUCAUCAGCAGACAUGUAAGUGUUAAUAAUUAAUAUUUUCUUGCUGUGGACUGAACAUUUUUUAAAUUUUAGAUCUUAAUUGGUUAUUCAGUAUGAAUAAUGUAAAUAAGUGCAAUAUGCAUGCACAUUUAAAAUAUAAGUUGUUUUGGAUGCUGUUAUGGUGAUCCAUAUUUGACAACUGAUGUAUAAAUUGUUUUGGAUUAUUUGAGCUCACCUGAAAAGGCACAGUCAUGCUGCUAACUUGUUAUUUUGUGUUUACUGACCUUCUUCAUGCAGUUACCCACAAUGAGCAAAUACAUCACAAAACUUGAGGUGUCCCUUGAUGAAGCUGAGGAGCAACUGCUCCAAUCACAGGGCUUCGAAAAAAUCCCUACUGAUCUGAACAAAGGAGCAUUCGGGAAAUACAUCUAUAUUUGGUAUAAAAAAGAAUCCUGCGAUGCACCAAUCACCAGGAUUCAGUUUACAUUCAGAGAUGAUAUGGCUGCUGGAUUGAUCACUGCAGGGUACACAAAGAUCCCUAAAGAUCUCAAUGCUGGAGCAAAGGGUGAUGCCAUCUACCUUUGGUACCUUCAGGGAAGCACCGAGCAUGAUUAUCCAAUAGUAGACAUUGAAGUCACUGUAAGUGCAGCAAGUGAAGCCCCAAAGUUUGGCCUUGGCUUGGAGAGACUGGCCCUUGAUCUAAACCGCGGAAAUAAGGGUGACUGGAUCCAUGCCUGGGUGAAAAGAGAGAAGGAAACCUACAUCUGUGAUGUCACUGCCACUGCUGGCUUUGGAUCUGAUGCUGCCUGGUUUAAGGCAGGCUACAUCCGUAUGGAUGAAGACAUCAACAGAGGUGCAGGAGGAGCCUAUGUCUUCAUCUGGUACCGUCUCACCACCAACCCCAAGCUUGCACUCAGUGAUCUGAAAGUCUCCACAAAUGAUAAGGAAAAUCAGAUGUAUCUGCUGCAAAAUUACACGCCAGUGAGUGUUAACCUCAACGAGUGUACCGGAGGCAACAUGGUGUACCUGUGGUGGAAGAAGGAGGAAUGCAGUCCCAUUAAGGAUGUCACCCUGCUUCUCAACAUGGAUGCUGUUGAACCGUAUAAGAAGGCUGGUGUCAUUGUUAUGACUGUAAAUCUCAACUCGGGCAAUAAUGGCAGGUGUGAGUACCUGUGUGUCUAUCGCUGAAAGCCUUCAUCAUGGUGGCAGAGCUGAGAAUUCUCAACACUCAAUCAAGGAAAGCAAAGCCCAAUAUUAAAUCAUUUUGGUGGUGG
Molecule: messenger RNA, 2001 nt
Organism: Epinephelus fuscoguttatus (brown-marbled grouper)
Lineage: Eukaryota; Metazoa; Chordata; Actinopteri; Perciformes; Serranidae
Exons: 2
Coding region: 1019-1915 (298 amino acids)
Source: RefSeq, a predicted model, not a curated record